CAACCUCAUAGAAUCACACUAACCUGAAAAAGCUUCUUCUCUAUUCCCACAACCAAUUUAGCAAACACAAUUCCGAGCAGAUCGGAGAUGGAGAAAGACGAUAUCAUCGUGGCGGGAAUGAAGCCGAAGAAGCGUGCAGGACGACGCAUUUUCAAGGAGACACGUCACCCAAUCUACAGAGGAGUGAGGCGUAGGAACGGAGACAAAUGGGUCUGCGAAGUCCGCGAGCCCAUCCACCAGCGCCGAGUCUGGCUCGGAACUUACCCUGCAGCCGAGAUGGCGGCACGUGCUCACGACGUGGCGGUUCUCGCUUUACGCGGGAGAUCCGCGUGUUUGAAUUUCUCCGACUCCGUUUGGCGGUUGCCGGUGCCGGAAUCCACCGAUCCGGACACAAUUCGUCGCACGGCUGCCGAAGCGGCGGAGAUGUUCAGGCCGCCGGAGUUUAGCACCGGGAUCACGGUUUUGCCUUCGUCCGGUGAGUUUGCAGCGUCGGACGGAGAAGGAGUCGCCGGAAUGAUGAUGAGGCUCGCGGAGGAGCCUUUGAUGUCGCCGCCGAGAUCGUACACUGACAAUGAUAUGAAUACGAGUGUGUACGCUGAAGAAGAGAUGUAUUACGAAGAAUUGUCACUUUGGAGUUACUAAAAAAAAAUACAAAAGUAUACGUAUUUUUCGAUACGUAUAUAAUUGGAACGUAAUGUAAUGUAUGUAUGUAUGUAUGUGUGGUAUGAGUAACUUAGGUUUUCCAGGGGUUUAAAGAUCUUCUGUAUGAAGUAGAAGGUUUCUCUCUAGGAUGGAAUAAUUUUGUGCAAAAAGAUUCUUGGAAUCUUUGGUGUUUGUGCUUUUUGGUGAGGCAAGUCUUGUAUUGGGUUUGCUUUGCUUCACGUUGUAUAUUAUGCAAAAUAAAUGGGGCGUAA
Molecule: messenger RNA, 914 nt
Organism: Capsella rubella
Lineage: Eukaryota; Viridiplantae; Streptophyta; Magnoliopsida; Brassicales; Brassicaceae
Product: dehydration-responsive element-binding protein 1E
Exons: 2
Coding region: 88-642 (184 amino acids)
Biological process (GO): regulation of DNA-templated transcription
Molecular function (GO): DNA-binding transcription factor activity; DNA binding
Source: RefSeq, a predicted model, not a curated record